Molecule: messenger RNA, 2513 nt
Organism: Procambarus clarkii (red swamp crayfish)
Lineage: Eukaryota; Metazoa; Arthropoda; Malacostraca; Decapoda; Cambaridae
Source: RefSeq, a predicted model, not a curated record
GGCAACCUUGCUGGAGGCGGCGGGAGGCUCCAACCAGUAGGCCUAUGGUGGCCGGGUGUGACCAGUGAGGCUGGUGGCUCCUCCAGGGACCUGCUCCUUCCUGCUCCUCGCCCAGCCUUCAGGAUGAAUGAAUAUAAAAGAAAGAAACGUCUUGAGUACCAGAGAAGAUGGAUGCGUGUGUCAGAAAUGCUGAAGAGAAUUAACAAAAUGAAGACUAGUUCUGCAUACACCAUUGAUAAAUUGAAAAGCAGUUACCGGACCCAUAGUAAUUCAGAAAGCAGAACCCUUAAUGAAGAAUUACCUGACAACGAAACAUGGCACAACUGGAAACGAGCAAAACGAUAUCGUAAAGAUGCUGAAGAAACAUCGGAUGUGGGCUCUGAGACGGACUCGGACGGAACUGUAGCACAAAGAAGAAAAUCCAGAAAAUUGGUAAAAAGAUGUGAUACAGUAGACAAGUGGAAAUGGGUAAGACGACGCCAUAGAGAAGCUGAAGACUCCUCAGAUGUGGGCUCCGAUACACACACAGAAGCAAGUGUAAUGCAAAGACAACAAUCCAGAAAAUUGGUAAUUGGAAGUGAUACAGAUGAAGAAUCGUCGUGUGGAGUUGAGAAACGCUCCAUUGGUUACCGUGGAUCUGAGCCAAGACGAGGAGCCGCCACCUCUCCCCAGCACCCAACCCCAGAGCCACUCAACCCUAAUGUGACACAACAAACUGGUUCAUUGGAGCUCCAUCUCCACAAACAGGUUACGUCCUCAACUCUUCCUCUCGGCCCUUCUACUACACGCGCAGUCACAGCUGAUGUUCAACCCCAAUCAAAACCCUCGCUGUAUCAGCCUCAAGCGGAGACCAUUGAUGACAUCGUAAAAUACAUUGAAGCCACAAACCCUUCACCCCAGUCUUGUAGCCAAACAUUGAGAACUGAUUGUGCCUCAUCUUCCUUCAAUAUGGGGAACCUGGAGAGACAAGCAAAUCCUUCACUGAAGAGGACUCCACUUGCACCCAGGAGUCUCCAGCUUGAUGAAAACACUCCUGUGGUGAAAGUAAAUGUGAAUUUACACUCAGAAAUUCAAAAUUUGAAUUUAAAAAUGGAUUUGAUUUUAAAUCAAUUGAAGAAUCAAAGCUUAGAUAUAUUGAAUCUGCAAAAUAUAGUUGAAAGACUGAAUAUGAAUAGUAAGUUUAAAAAGAAAGAGGAUACUCUAUUAAUACAAGACUUUCUACCACAACCUCUCAGUACUCCUCUGGAGUUAGAGAACUUCUGCAGUAAAUUACGAUCUGAUAAUGCAUUUAGAAAAUCUUUGGUGGAUGUGCUGUCUAUGCUGGGCGGCCAAAACAUGAAAGACUAUGUUAGACGAAUAAUGCAAAGACUUGGAACGUACCCUCUCUGGUCCCAGUAUAGUCUUAAGGGACGUAAACGUAAACGUGUCUUCCAAGAUCUAGAGCUGUUCCAUGUCAUCAUAAAAGUGUGUUUAAACUCGUUCAGUGAUUGCACAGAGAGAGACGUGCAAUUCCAAAUAUCAGAGAUACUCAAGAGCGCACCCAACAAGCCUGGUGGAAAUAGAUACAAGGGUGCCCCACUGCCUAACUGGUCAUAUGGGCAGGCCAGAGCUUCAUUUGCUCAAGCCGGAACAUCAUAUGGGCAGGUCAAAACAUCAGAUGGUCAGGUCAAAACAUCAGAUGGUCAGGCCAAAACAUCAGAUGGUCAGGUCAAAACAUCAGAUGGUCAGGCCAAAACAUUGUAUAGUCUGGCCAAAGCAUCAGAUGGUCAGGCCAAAACAUCAGAUGGUCAGGCCAAAACAUUGUAUAGUCUGGCCAAAGCAUCAGAUGGUCAGGCCAAAACAUUAGAUGGUCAGACCAAAACAUCAGAUGGUCAGGUCAAAACAUCUGAUGGUCAGACCAAAACAUCAGAUGGUCAGACCAAAACAUCAGAUGGUCAGGCCGGAACAUCAGAUGGUCAGGCCAAAUCAUCAAAUGCUCAGGCCAAGACUUCAUUUGGUCAGAUGAGGAUGUUAAAUGCCCAACCAAGAAUACCAGAUAGUCAGACAAGGAUGUUAAAUGCCCAACCAAGAAUACCAGAUAGUCAGACAAGGAUGUUAAAUGCCCAACCAAGAACACCAGAUAGUCAGACAAGGAUGUUAAAUGCCCAACCAAAAACACCAGAUGGUCAGGCCAAACUUUCAUUUGACUUGACCAGGACCCAGAUUAGAACAUCAGAUGACAACACCAGGACAUCAUAUGGUCAGGCCAGGCCAAAACGUCGUGUUCUCAGAUCAGAACAUCAGAUGGUAAAGAUAGAAUAGCAGAGAGCCUGACCAGAACAUCAUAUGUUCCAAUCAAAGUAUCGUGCAUCCUGACUAGAAUAUCACAUGGCCUGACUGGAACAUCAUGUGGCCUGGCCAGAAUAUCAGAAAUAUGUAAGGAUCAAUGGUUUAUCCCAAUACAGAAAUAUUACUAAUUUGGUGGACAUGUGACAUGUACUGUACAGUAAAUAAAUUCAUAAUACAGUACCCUA